CCAGCAGGAGACCAACAGAGGCCUUAGCAACGCCCCAAGCCUCUGUGUUGCAGCAACAGGCCAGUAGGCAAGGUGGCACUGCACUUGGGCCAGACUUCCUUUUGCUUAUGGAGCAUGCGGCAGCCCCAGGCCCCAGGCCGGAGCCCCCACCCUGGGCCACUGAGAAUGUUCUGCGGCAGGCCGAGGACUGGACAACCAGCCUCAAGACAGAGCUUCCCUCAGAUCUACAACUGAGUGAGGAGCAGCGGCUGCAGAUCUCCAAGGAGUUGGUUGACCUGCAGAUCACAACGCAUCACUUGCGGGAGCAACACGAGGCUGAACUCUUCGAGCUGAAGAGUGAGGUCCUGCGGCUGGAGAGCCGGGUGCUGGAGCUGGAGCUGCAUGGAGAUUGUGCAGCCCCGGCAGAGGCUGACCUGGGGCGCCGCCAGAAGCUGGCACAGGGGCUUGGGCACAAGGCCCAGGAGCAGGUACACUCCAUCCACCACAGACCCCAGGUCACCCUAAGUGCAUGGAGGGCCUGCCUGGGUGGAUUGGGCGGCGGGGAGCCAAACAGGGGUGCACAGGGGCGCGGUGAGGUUGGGACCGGCUCUCCUAUACAGGCACAGCCUGAGGACUUCUUGACCCCUAAGACCGAACAACAGAAGCUGGGGAACAGUCUACAGGGAGAAUGGCAGCGAGUGCUGGAGCAGCACAGGGCCCAGAAGCAGGCACUGGAGACCCGCGUGGCAGAUCUGGGUCGGCGGCUGCAGGGAGCCCGAGAGGAGGCCAGGAUAGCUGGGCAGCGACUGGCCACACAAGCCAUGGUAUUGUCUGCCUCCCAGGGCCAGCUCCGCCAGGCUGAGGCGGAGAACGCCCAGCUGCAGCUGCAGCUCAAGAAGCUGAACCAAGAGUAUGCCAUCCAGCUGCAGCGAUGUGCCCAAACCGUGGCCGAGUCUGCAAAGCGCACCGGCCAGGUGCCGGAAGCGGCAGCCCUUAGGACGUUCCUGGAGACCACUCUGGAGGACAUCCGGGCAGCACACCGCAGCCGUGAACAGCAGUUGGCCCGGGCUGCUCGCGCCUACCGCAAGCGCCUGGCAGAUCUGAGCCGUAGACAUGAGGAGCUGCUGGCCAACCACAGUGUGCAGCAGGUGCCGGCAGACCCCAGUGGGGCACCCUGGACCCCCAAGGCUACCUUUGAUGCAGCCACCUCAGACGUGGAGCCACUGCCUCUGCACCUGGUCACCAAACUCAGUCACCUACCAGAGAAGCAGGCCAGGCUGGAGACGAAGCUUUGGAAGCUCCAGGCCCAGCCUUUCCAGUCCAAUGGGCUCAUGACGCUCCUCUUGUUCCUACAGAAGGGACCCAGUGGAGCCUCCCAGGGGAGCACAUCAGAGCCACAGGGCCAGGAACCUGCCUCCUGGGCCCAGAUCCACCAGAAGCUCCAGGACUUCUCCCGUGGCACCCAGGCAGAGCUGGAACGUGAGCGGGCAAAGCUACUAGUCCGGGCCACGAUGGCUGAGGAGCAACUCUCUGAGCUACAGGACUAUGUGGACCAGCACUUAGGCAGGUACAAACAAGAGAUCCUGAGGCUGAGGAAGCUAAUGGGUACAGAGGAUGCCUGCAAAGUGGGGGCCACCCCUCCAGUCAAGCCCCAGCACUCCAAGACCCGCAGCCGCUAGCCAGCUGUCAAAUGCACUCAGCAGAACUCUUCGCAGCCGGCAUGGAACCCUCCUCACGGCACCCCCUUGCGGGCAGGGGUCAUGCCACCCAACCCUCCACCUAACAAGAGUCAGUACGUGUA
Molecule: messenger RNA, 1780 nt
Organism: Leopardus geoffroyi (Geoffroy's cat)
Lineage: Eukaryota; Metazoa; Chordata; Mammalia; Carnivora; Felidae
Gene: CCDC78
Product: coiled-coil domain containing 78
Exons: 13
Coding region: 108-1658 (516 amino acids)
Cellular component (GO): cytoplasm
Source: RefSeq, a predicted model, not a curated record